Molecule: messenger RNA, 942 nt
Organism: Brenthis ino (lesser marbled fritillary)
Lineage: Eukaryota; Metazoa; Arthropoda; Insecta; Lepidoptera; Nymphalidae
Source: the annotation of a GenBank genome assembly
AUGAUUGUGUUAGUUUUUAUGUCUGUAUUGUUUUAUCACACUACCAGUUAUAAAUAUUUUGAUAAUUCUCCUUAUUAUGAAGGGCUUAGACAAACCGAUGAACUAUAUUUAAAUGAAUCUUUUUUUCCAGCAUUAAGAGGUUAUCAUGUAAAUGCUAAAGUGAUAACUGAAUUUGGUUAUCCGUGGAUAGCGCGUGUAAUUCACUCGAAGGAGAAUAAUGUGCCGUAUUUAUGUACCGCCUCCUGUAUAGAUAAAAUGAUAUUUAUAACAGCGGCCAGAUGUGUUUAUCUCCUCAAAAUAACUUACACAUCGAUUAUAUAUCAAAAUCAAAGAUUAAAACCAAAAGCAUUCAUAUUACCAUCAAAUCCAACUAAACAGUUUUAUGAUGAUAUCGGAUUUAUUAUAGUACACGAUGACUUGAUUGGAACUUGGGAGACAAUCGAUGUUUAUAGUGAAAAACGCACCGAUAAUGCUUUUAAAUGGUUAGAAGAUAUGGAAUUCGAAGAAUACGAACAUAGAAUUGUUGGAUACACUAGUGCAAAGAAAUCCAAAUCAGUUUCAGUUUGGCAUAAAAAAUAUGAGCUAACCGAAUUAGAUGUGGUAGCAAACAUACAAAUAUGCUCUGAUAUAUUGCCAUUUGACAAUUUAAUAGUCGGUUUUGAGGUCCCUUGUUACCAUUCUUGUUCAUCAAUUAAAUUUAUUGAAAAAGAUGAGCUCUGUAAAAAUUAUCAUGGAGUGGAAGGUGGGGCAUUACUUAAUUUGAAAAGCAAACAAUUAUUUGGUAUUGCCACUUGGGGCGCUUACUACACCAAAUAUGAAUUACCUGUAGGCUUUGCUGUUCCUAAUUCUGAUAAUUAUUUUGAAGACUUAACUUGUGCUAAGAAGAUACGAGAUAAUAACAAAACAUCUGUGUCUGAAGGAUUUUAUCAAAGUUUAUGUAAC